Messenger RNA from Paramuricea clavata, 849 nucleotides. The record is from the annotation of a GenBank genome assembly. NCBI's taxonomy places the organism in Eukaryota, Metazoa, Cnidaria, Anthozoa, Malacalcyonacea, Plexauridae.
AUGCUACUUCGUGAAAAGGUCUGGUUUCCCUCCAUAGAUAAGAUGGUGGAACAGAAAGUCAAGAAGUGCCUGCCGUGCCAAGCAGCAACCACAGGUACCUAUCGACAUCCAGAACCCUUGAUCAUGACACCGCUGCCCGACGCACCAUGGCAAGAGGUUGCUGUUGACUUUGUUGGUCCGUUCCCAUCAGGCGAGCUGUUACUCGUUGUCAUCGACGAAUUUAGCCGAUUCCCCGAAGUAGAAAUUGUCACCACUACGAGCGCAAAAGCUGUCAUCCCAAAGCUGGAUAACAUAUUUUCCCGCCAAGGUGUUCCUGUUGUACUCAAAAGUGAUAAUGGUCCGCCAUUUAACAGCUCGGAAUUUGAACAAUUUGCCAGUUACCUUGGUUUCGAACAUCGCAAUUUCACUCCAUAUUGGCCAAAGGCCAAUGGAGAAGUGGAACGGUUUAUGCGCACCAUUGAAAAAGCCAUAUGUACAGCACAUAUCGAGAAGAAGAACUGGAAACAAGCCUUGUAUCAAUUACUCCGCCAGUACAGAGCCACACCGCACAGCACGUGGAAUGUGUCACCAUUCGAGGCCCUGAACGGUCGAAAGUUGAAGAUACCACUUCCGAGUGGUCCAAAAACUCAGCAACAAGAAACCCAAGAUCCAAUGCGAAAACGAGAUCAAGAAAAGAUGAAGAAAUACUCAGAUCUUCGACAACACUCGAAAACAACUUAUCUGAAGAUAGGAGACACAGUCCUGAUCCGCCAACCAAAGAAGAACAAGCUUACCCGUCCAUUUAACCCCAAACCAUUUACUGUUGAAGCUCGGAAAGGAACUAUGGUUACCGUCAAACGUGGUUCGUAG